Molecule: messenger RNA, 16975 nt
Organism: Mugil cephalus (flathead mullet)
Lineage: Eukaryota; Metazoa; Chordata; Actinopteri; Mugiliformes; Mugilidae
Product: protocadherin Fat 3
Exons: 52
Coding region: 1-14382 (4793 amino acids)
Biological process (GO): homophilic cell-cell adhesion
Cellular component (GO): plasma membrane; cell-cell junction
Molecular function (GO): calcium ion binding
Source: RefSeq, a predicted model, not a curated record
AUGAAGCCUAAUCGGUGGGGAAAUAUGUUUCCUCUACCCAGCUCGUCUCUUCUUUUCCAUUUUAUUUUCCUCCUCUUCUUCCUCUUCUUUCUCUGUAUCCCUUCACCCCAUGCCCAGUUCCUUCCAGAGCUGAGGACAGGACAGAGCCCGCUGCUCUUCACCCAGCCUGCCUAUAAUGCUUCAAUCUUCGAGAACUCUGCCGCAAGAACCUAUACCAGAAGCGAGGUCAAAAUGGGCAUCAUUCUCGGGCCACCUCGCACUUUAGACAUAAAAUAUUUCAUUGUGUCUGGAGACAGUGAUGGCAUCUUCCAGGCUGAGGAGUUUGUAAUGGGAGAUUUUUGUUUCCUGCGCAUAUGUACAAAUGGUGCCAUUUUGAACCGAGAAGUACAGGACAAUUACACUCUGACAGUAAAAGCUUCUGCCCAAGGAGGCCUACAGACCACAACAACUGUUUACAUCAAGGUCUUGGAUACAAAUGACCUCCGACCUCUCUUUUCCCCAACUUCCUAUUCAUUUGUUGUUCCUGAGAGUGCCCCUCUGGGCACCAGCAUAGGACGUGUAACAGCUACUGAUGCUGAUGUGGGGUCCAAUGGAGAGUUCUACUACUUCUUCAAGAACAGAACAGAUCUCUUCGCUGUCCAUCCAACCAGCGGGUUCAUCACCCUAACGGGUCGACCAAGGAUGGACAAGCAAUCCCGAUUUGAGCUGGAGGUGCAGGUUGUCGACAGAGGGAUGAAACUCUAUGGUAACAAUGGUGUCAGCAGCACUGCAAGGCUGGUCCUAACCGUGGAGCGGGUUAAUGAAUUUGCUCCUGUUCUCAGUGCAGUCGCUGUUCUUCCAUCGCGACAGGACAAGGACCCAGUGUUUGUGAUAUUGACUGUGGAAGACAGAGACGAUGGUGUAUCUGGGGAUAUAGAGUGGGUGUCCAUCAUUGAGGGGGACUCCUCUGAACAGUUUGUGGUUGAUCGAUCACCUAUUGGGAAUGAGUAUAGGGUUAAAACACCUGAACAGAUCAACUGGGAUACAUUUCCCUAUGGGUGCAACUUAACCUUCCAAGCUAAAGACAGAGGUAUACCUCCAAAGUUCUCUAACACUCAAGUUGUUCAGUUGUUGGUUACAAGGCCAGACCCAGUGUUGUCGAAUUUUGAGAAAGAUGUUUAUGUAGUUCAGCUGAGUGAAAUCGCUCCCCCAGGCACUAUUGUAGAGGUUGUGAAAAUCUCUCCAGCUCCUCUGAGUGUCAAUUACAGCUUCAGCAGCUUCUCAUAUCCAAUGUACUUUGAUAUAAACCCUUUGACUGGUGUUAUUAUGACCACAAGGCAGAUGACAAGGAUAUCACAGGAUUUCAUGGCCAUGGAGGUAGUUGAUACUAUCAGUCAGAAGCAGACAUGGGUCCAUAUUACCAUAACAGAUGCUAAUGACAACUCUCCAGUCUUCAACAGGCCCUUCUAUGAAAUUGCUGUCAACGAGAGCUUACCUGUAGGUUCUCUUGUCCUUAUAGUGUCUGCUGUGGAUGAUGAUAAAGGAGAGAAUGGGUAUGUAACUCACACAAUCAGUGGUGAUCAGUCUCUUCCAUUUUCCAUAGACCAGGACACAGGGGAAGUGAGGAUCACAAGCGACCUGGACUUUGAGUCGUCUGAUGAUAUCUAUACUUUUGCAGUGCGUGCGUCUGACUGGGGUUCACCGUACCGAAGGGAGACUGAGGUUAAUAUCACCAUUCGUGUGGUAAAUAUCAAUGACAACCAGCCUCUUUUUGAGAAGGUUUCUUGCAGAGGGAUGAUAAGCCGUGAUUUCCCUAUCAGCCAGACUAUUGUCACGUUGUCAGCUAUAGACAUGGAUGAGCUAGGAAUGGUGAAUUACAAGAUACUGUCUGGAAAUGAAUUAGAUUACUUUGACUUAAACCCAGACUCUGGCGCUUUGUCACUGAAAAGAUCAUUGGCAGUAGAUAGUUUAAAAAGUGGGAUAUUCAACCUGAAAAUAGUUGCAACAGAUGGUGAGAUGUUCUCUGAGCCUACAUUUGUGAAUGUAUCAGUGGUUAGAGGUAGGAUGCCACCCAGAGGGUUCACAUGCAAGGAGACCAGGGUAGCCCAACUGCUAGCAGAAAAAAUGGUCUCAAAAGCGUCUGCUAUGGCACGACCAAGAGCAAAUGACAGAUACACAGACCUUUUCUCCAUGAACCAACAAGCCCCACAGUUUGAGGCCUUACCAACAAGUAUCCUACUGAGGGAAGACCUCCUUGCUGGUGCCAGUGUGUUUCAGGUGCGAGCAAGAGAUGGUGAUACAGGUUUCAAUGGCCGUGUUCUAUUUUCCAUUUCUGAUGGUAACAAAGAAAACUGCUUCAAUAUCAACAUGGAGAGCGGGAUGAUAACUGUGCUGCAGCCACUUGAUCGUGAGAGAGUGGACCGUUACUUUCUUAAUAUCACCCUUUAUGACCAGGGGGUUCCUCAGAUGUCCAACUGGAGACUACUGACUGUGAUCAUUGAGGAUGCAAAUGACAAUGAUCCCCAGUUUUAUCAGGACAGUUACUCUGCCCUUGUUUCAGAGGACUCAGCCAUUGGCAUGGAAGUUAUUACCAUCACUGCAUUUGACAAAGACAUGGGCCAAAACGGACAGCUCUCUUAUAUAAUGCUGACCAGUGUCCCUCAGUUUGGGAUUGACAGUGAAACUGGAAGCGUAUUUGUUGCUAGUCAGUUGGACAGAGAAACAUUCCCAAUGUUCACAUUAAAAAUUGAAGUGAGAGACAAGGCUGAAAGAGGCACUCGGAGGUCAUCUGUGACAACUCUAACUAUAAUAGUGAAGGAUGUCAAUGAUUGCUCUCCAGUUUUCAUCCCUAGCACCUACAGUGCUAGAGUACCAGAGGACCUCCCACCAGGAGCUGUGAUUACGUGGGUGCAGGCUCAGGAUCCAGAUAUCGGACUUGGUGGACAAGUCCGGUUCUCCCUGAUUAAUGACUUCAAUGGCACCUUUGAGAUCGAUGCUGUGAGUGGGGCAUUGAGGAUUAGGAAGGAGUUGGACUUUGAGAAACAGCAGUUUUUCAACUUGACGUUACUUGCCGAAGACAGAGGGGUGCCCAGCCUUUAUAGCCAAACGUUUGUGGAGGUAGAGGUGGUGGAUGUCAACGAGAAUUUGUAUGCACCCUACUUCCCCGACUUUGCUGUGAGAGGCUCAGUAAAGGAGAACUCCCGUGCGGGAACGAGUGUCCUAACAGUCGCUGCUAAGGAUGAUGACAGGGGGCGAGAUGGCGUUUUGAGAUACUCUGUCCGAGGAGGCAGCGGACUGGGCACUUUCACCAUUGACGAAGACACAGGGGUCAUUUACACUGCUGGCAUCCUGGACUGUGAGACUAAAGACUCCUACUGGCUUACUGUGUAUGCCACUGACAAAGGAGUUACGCCUCUGUCAGCUUCUGUUGAAGUCUUCAUUCAGGUAGAAGAUGUCAAUGAUAAUGCUCCACUCACCUCGGAUCCAAUCUACCACCCGGUCGUCAUGGAAAACUCCCCAAAGGAUGUGUCAGUCAUCCGUAUUCAGGCACAGGACCCUGACCUUACUGCCACUCCCAGUCGUCUGAGUUAUCGCAUUACUGCCGGCAACCCGCAGAAUUUCUUUUCUAUCAACCCCAAAACAGGUCUGAUCACAACGACUGCGAGGAAACUGGAUCGAGAACAACAAGCCGAGCACCUUCUGGAGGUGACGGUAAUAGAUGGCCCAGUGACCACCCGCCAGUCUACUGUGUGGGUCACGGUUCACAUCGAUGACGAGAACGACAACCCGCCCACUUUCCCUGAGGUCAUGUACCGCAUCAGCUUGCCUGAACGAGACCGGAACAAACGCGGUGAACCCAUCUACCGCGUCUUUGCUUACGACCGUGACUUUGGAGCCAAUGGCAACAUCACAUACAGCAUUAUUGAUGGUAAUGAGGAUGAAAAGUUCAGUAUUGACCCCAGGACUGGCUUGGUGUCAUCAAAGAAGAUGGUGACAGCCGGCAGCUAUAACAUGCUCACGAUAAAAGCCGAAGAUGGCGGUGAUCCCCCGUUAUGGUCCACUGUCAAGCUCCAUGUCGAGUGGAUUCGCAAACCCAUCCCCUCGCCGCUGCCCCUGCUUUUCACCCAGAGGUAUUACAACUUCUCUGUUCUGGAGACAGCCGCCGUGGCACAGCCAGUGGGAGUGGUGGCUGUCAGCCAGUCGAGCACACCUGUCUGGUUCAAUAUCAUCGGUGGACGACUGGCCCGAGAAAUGUUCUACAUUCCGCAGAAUGCGUGUGGAAGAAAUUGCUCACUUGACACAGGGAGCUUUGACAUGCAGUUUGACCUUCAAGUUGGAGUGGGAACUCUAGUUGUGGCCAAGCCCCUGGAUGCAGAGGUGCAGUCUGUGUACAACAUGACAAUACAAGUGACAGAUGGGACCAACUUUGCCACAACUCAGGUGUUUAUCCGAAUACAAGACAGCAACGACAACCCUCCAGUUUUCUCACAGCCAGCAUAUGAUAUCAGUGUGUCAGAGGACGUACCCGUUGACAUGGAGCUGCUGCGGGUCAGAGCGUCAGACGUGGAUGAGCGCGCUCGUCUGAGCUUCUCCAUCUAUGGCAGCGUGGACCCGGCCAGCAUGAGGCUGUUCAGGGUCAAUCCCGGUACGGGAGUGGUGUACACUGCAGACAGACUAGACUACGAGGCCAGGACACAGCACAUCCUCACUAUUAUGGUCAAGGAUCAGGAGUUUCCAUUUAACCGUGACCUGGCUCGUAUCCUGGUAGCAGUCGAGGACUCCAAUGAUAACAUCCCCUACUUCACCAGUGCCGUGUACGAAGCUGUGGCAUAUGAGAUUUCUCCUGUGGGCACCUCUGUGCUGCAGGUGACGGCCCUUGACAAAGACAAUGGGAUUAAUGGGAAACUCACCUAUACUAUAGAAGCAGGUAACACCGGUGGUGUGUUUGACAUUGAUAAUGCCACCGGCCUUAUCUUCAUUGCCAAGGAGCUGGACCUGACCUCUGUGGGCUUUUACACACUCACCGUGCGUGUCACGGAUAGCGGAUUUCCUCCAUUAAUGGCCACAGCUUCAGUCCGGAUUUCCUUGAUACUUUCCGACUUUUCCACACCCAAAUUCUCUCUGAAGGAGUAUCAGGCUGAGAUAAUGGAGAACAGCAAAAUUGGAACGCAUGUGAUGACUGUCAGUGCCCUCAGCCGCUCAGCGCUCAUUUACGACAUCACCAGAGGCAACGAGGAGCGAUGUUUCUUCAUUAACCAGCACACUGGUGUGAUAACUACACGGCAAGAGCUUGACUUUGAGCAAACAACAUCCUACUAUCUAGUAGUGCGUGCCCUGAACAUGGCAGGAGUGGAGGCCAGCACCACUGUCAUCGUCCAAGUGGGGGAUAUCAAUGAUAGCCCACCCGUGUUCCAACAAAUCAGGUAUGUGGGUGCAGUGAGUGAGGCUGCUCCAGUGAACAGUGUUGUCCUGGGAGAGGAUGGAAACCCUUUGGUCAUACGGGCAACCGAUAGAGACCGAAAUCACAACGCCCUGCUGGUGUUCCAGAUCGUGGAGGAGACUGCUCGUAUGUUUUUCAGCGUGGACUCUGGGACUGGAUCCAUUCGAACGAUUGCCAGUCUGGACUACGAAACCUUCCCCGAGUUCCUCUUCCGAGUCCACGUUAGAGACAGUGGUCAGCCUCCAAGGAGAGCAGACAACCCAGCAGAGGUGGUCAUAAAGGUAAUCAACAUCAAUGAUUCACCGCCAAAGUUCAUCCUGGACACUUAUGAGGCGGUCCUUCUCCUGCCUACGUACAUUGGAGUCGAGGUCCUGAAGGUUGGGGCCUUUGACCCAGACGUUUCCUCUGAUGCCACCUCAGACCCUGACAAGUCUGUCACACCUCAACUAGCGUACUCUCUGGUGGACAGCAAUGUGGAGUACUUUUCUGUGGAGCGCUACACCGGAGUUGUGACCGUCAUCAAUCAGAACCUCAGUAAAAACCGUUAUCGCUUUAAUGUGAAGGUGUGGGAUGGGCGUUUUUCCAGCAUGGCAUUAGUCACGGUGCUUGUCAGGGAAGCUAUCGACAGUGGGCUUCUCUUCACCUUCCCGGUCUACACCGCCUCCAUCCCAGAGAACAUAAUCAAUGUCACCCUAGUGAGCGUUGUGAACACAGUUGGCCACCGCCUCAACGAGCCACUGAAGUACACUCUGCUGAACCCAGGUGGACGCUUCACCAUUCGGCCGACGUGUGGAGUGGUGCUGUCCACCGGAGUGCCCUUUGAUCGAGAGGAGAAGGAGAGUUAUGAGCUCGUGGUGGAGGUCAGCAGAGAAGACGAGAUACUGAGGGUGGCCAGGGCGAUUGUGCAAGUACAGGUGGAGGACGUGAACGACAAUGCUCCAGUUUUCGUAAACCUACCCUACUAUGCCGUAGUGCAAGUGGAAGCUGAGCCGGGAUCAGCUGUUUUCAGGGUGUCAGCCACUGACCGAGACUCCGGUCUGAAUGGACAGGUGACUUACAGCAUUAAGGAGAAGCACAGGAACUUUCAAGUGAACGCCGUGACAGGAGAGCUGACCUUAAAGCGAGCCUUCGAGGCGGACUUAUCUAACGCAGAGUACAAGGUGAUUCUCGUGGCCACUGACGGCGGCCUCCCGCCUCUGUCCAGCGAGGUUGAGCUGCCUGUUACUGUAGUAAAUAAAGCCAUGCCGGUGUUUGACAAGCCUUUCUACGGUGUCACUGUCAGAGAGGACGUGGCCGUCUCCACCUCCGUCCUGUGCAUCAAUGCCAGCAGUCCUGAAGGCCAAACCAUCAUCUUCACCAUCACGGAUGGGGACCCUUCCCUCCAGUUUGACAUUGGCUUUGACACGGGAAUCAUCAGCGUGAUUUACCCGUUAGACUAUGAGACAAGACAGUACUACCGGCUAACGGUGAAGGCCACAGACACACUGACUGGGGCAAAGUCUGAGGUGGACGUGGACAUCGUCAUGCUGGACGUGAACGACAACCCUCCACUGUUCCAGAACACCUCAUACACGACUGUGCUGACGGAGAACUCCAUGAUCGGAACGACCGUGUUACAGGUGUUUGCUCAGGACCAAGACUCAGAAAAGAACGCCAUCGUGAGAUACCAGAUCCUAUCUGACAUCUACAACAGCACGGACUACUUCCACAUUGACAGCAGCAGCGGGCUGAUAUUCACCGCACGCCUGCUCGACUAUGAGAUCGUCCAGCGCUACAACUUCAUCGUCAGGGCAACAGACAGCGGAGACCCUGCACUCAGCAGUGAUGUUAGUGUCACUGUCAGUGUAACGGACACCAACGACAACCCACCUAAUUUCAGCCAAGCGCUGUACGAGGCUUUUAUCAGCGAGCUGGCUCCCCAAGGACACUUUGUGACUUGUGUUCAGGCAUCAGACGCUGACAUCUGUGAUGCUCAGAAGCUGAAGUACAGUAUUCUUUCAGGGAAUGAGAAAAUGACUUUUAUGAUGGAACCGGAUUCAGGGGUGCUUCGUCUGUCUAACAAGAAGAGACAAAGCAUGAAACUCUCGUACCAACUCAAUGUGUCCGUGUCAGAUGGAGUCUUCACCAACAAUGCUGAGGUGAUUGUACGUGUCCUGGGAGCUAACCUGUACAGCCCAGUAUUCAGCCAGAGGUUCUACCUGGCUGAGGUCCAGGAAAAUGCCCCCCCAGGGUCAAAGGUCAUUCAGGUUCGUGCAACAGAUGAGGACUCUGGGCUGUAUGGCCAGAUCACCUACUCCUUCAUCAACGACCUCGGGAAAACGCAGUUCACAAUUGACGCAGAUGGAAUCAUAUCCACUGUUCAGAAAUUAGACAGAGAAAAUCCUCUCAACAAGGACAUGGUGCUGACUGUCAUGGCCCUGGAUGGUGGAGGUCGUGCAUCAUUCUGCACAGUGCGAGUUGUUCUUGCAGAUGAGAAUGACAACGCCCCCCGGUUCAGAGCGGUGGAGUACCGUAUGAGCAUAAAAGCCAAUGUCGCCAAAGGUUCUCUUGUCACACAGAUCCAGGCCACUGACCCCGAUGCUGGGUCUAAUGGAAGGAUCACCUACUCCCUGUACAGCGAGGCACGCCUGUCGCUGGUCGAUGUUCUGGAGGUGGAGCCGGACAGUGGCUGGAUGAUGACCAAAAGCACAAUCGACCACCUCCAGGGCACCGUGCUGUCGUUCUUUGUCAAAGCAACAGACUCUGGUUCCCCUCCCAAACACUCCCUGGUGUCGGCCUUCAUCCACGUCGUCCCCCCUGACGCAUUUGUUCCCUCAUUCACCCAGCCCCAGUACUCCUUCACCAUCCCAGAGGACACACCGGUGGGAACAGCCCUGGGAUCUGUGUACAUGGGCCCUGGACAGACGGGGAUCUUCACUGCAGUCAUAGGAGAGAUGCUAGACAGCAACCAGGGGGGCACCUUUCUAGUGGAGAGGGACUCAGGUCUCAUCCGUCUGGUCAAGCCGCUAGACUACGAAGAGGUCAGCAUAUUCCGCUUUAAGGUCGCAGCAACAGCAAGGAGGGACCUGAUUGAGUCUGUGUCCACCGUGGACCUGGAGGUUAAGAUCUUAGAUGUGAAUGACAACAAACCAGUGUUUGAGACUAACACCUACGUAGCCACGGUGAUGGAGGGGAUGCCACCAGGAACCAGAGUGGUCCAAGUACGUGCACUUGAUCCAGACUGGGGCUCUAACGGACAGGUGACUUACAGCCUCGGGCUUCUACUCUCGUACAACCUGGACUCGACAAAGGAUGCUUACCCCUUGGCCGGCCCCAUCACAACUGGUUCCGUCUUUGCCAUCGACAGUAAAACAGGCUGGGUUACCACGGUAAGCCAGAUGGACCAUGAGGCCUGCUCCAGCUACAGCUUUGAAGUGGUGGCGUCAGAUCUGGCCGAGUCACGGCCCCUCUCCUCCACCACGGUGGUGACCAUCGCCGUGUCGGACGUCAACGACAACCCGCCGCAGUUUGAGAGGGAGCUCUACCGGGGUGCAGUGAAGGAGAGCGACCCCCUCGGCGAGGUGGUGGCUGUCCUGAAAACCAAAGACAGAGACGGCACAGAUCAGAACCGCCUCGUCAGCUUUUACAUCACUGGAGGAAACCCACGGGGCGUGUUUGGCCUGGCGCUUGUGCAGGGGGAUUGGAAGGUGUACGUGAGCGGGCUGCUGGAUCGAGAGCAGCAGGACUGGUAUCUGCUCAACAUCACGGCCAGCGAUGGCCUGUACGUCGCCCGCACUGCAGUGGAGGUUACCGUUAUGGAUGCCAAUGACAACAGUCCCAUCUGCAAUCAGGCGGUGUACAGCGCCUCCUUUCCUGAGGACAUUCCCACUAACAAGGGCAUUCUGACGGUGGCUGCCACAGAUGCUGACUCAGGCUCCAGUGCUGAGAUCCAAUAUUCAUUGUUUGGCAUCGGGGUUGAAGACUUCUACAUGGACGCAAACACUGGUGAGUUGCGUACAGCCACCGCGGUGGACCGAGAAACGACAUCCACCUACAAGCUCAUCGCCCAGGCGACUGAUGGGGGAGGGCUCUUCUGCCGAUCUGACAUUUCUCUCAAAGUGUUGGACGUGAAUGACAAUGCCCCGUCGUUCUCGUCACCUCGUUACCUGGCUAGUGUGUAUGAGAAUGCCGCGCCCAAGGCUCUGCUUACCCGGCUGCAAGCCAGUGACCCUGAUGAAGGUCUCAACCGCACAGUCGUCUAUUCUCUGGUGGAUUCGGUCAACGGGUUCUUCUCCAUUGACCCUGUUACCGGAAUAGUAAUCCUGGAGAAAUCUCUGGACAGAGAGAGCCGAGACUCCUAUCGUGUCCGUGUCCAGGCCACGGACCGAGUUGGGCAACAGGGGGCACUGUCCUCCCAGGUCGAUUUGACCAUUUUGGUGCUGGAUGUGAAUGACAAUGCUCCAGUCUUCCAGAGGAGGGACUACGCUGUUACUGUCCCAGAGGAUGUGGCCGUGGGAACCGAAGUGCUGCGCGUGUUGGCGACAAGCGCCGACAUCGGGGCUAAUGCUGAGAUCACCUACAGCAUCCGGUCGGGCAACGAGCUGAGAAAGUUCUCCAUAGACAGAAGACUGGGGUCCAUUUCAGUUGCUGAUGAUUUGGACUUUGAGGUGUGUAAGGACUUCUACCUUACUGUUGAGGCGUGGGACAGCGGGAACCCUCCUCUUAGCACUGCUACCAUGGUAACAAUUGAACUCAUGGACGUCAAUGACAACGCUCCAGCCUUUAAUCAGGACAUCUACAACGUACUGGUCAGCGAGGAUGCGUCCAUCGGGAGGACGAUCACAAAAGUGUUGGCUGAAGAUCUGGACAGCCAGGUGAACGGUCGUAUCACCUACUCCAUCCUGAAAGGUGACCGGAACAACCAGUUCUGGAUUGACCCCGUUACAGGCCUGCUCAAGGUUAAUAAGAGGCUUGAUAGAGAACUGGUCUCCAGGUACUCCUUGUCGGUGCAGGCAUUCGACAGUGGCUCCCCUGCCAUGUCCUCCACUGUGACAGUUAACAUCGACAUCUCCGACGUUAACGACAACCCUCCCGUAUUCACCCCUCCCAACUCCACGGCGGUCAUACAGCUUAACCAAGCUGCCGGCACCACCUUGCUGAAGUUAUCAGUUAGCGACAAAGACUCCCCCAGAAAUGGCCCUCCCUUUGAGUUUCGAAUCAUGUCAGGAAAUGAGAGAAAGUUCUUCUCCUUGGACCAGACGGGAACUCUGAGGUCCAGCCGUGUGUUCGGUCCUGAAGCACCCAGAGAAUUCACUCUCGAAAUCCAGGCGAGUGACUCUGGUAAGCCAAGGCUCAAAUCCUCUUCCUGGGUCUUUCUGAGGGUCAUCGGAAACAGUCAGUACAAACCCACCGUCUCCCCACUCGAAAUCUUCAUUGUCAUGGUAACCGAUACCUUCCCGGGCGGCCCAAUCAGUCGGAUCUACGCGACAGACCGCGACCCCAAUGACGUUCUGUCAUUUACCCAGAAGUCUGAGCCCAAGAGCAUGUUUAAGAUCAACAGACAAGACGGGAGCAUCGUGGCUCUCCCGGGCCUAGAACCUGGCAGAUACCAGAUGAAUGCUACAGUGAGCGAUGGACGUUUCGCUGUGAUAGCUGAUGUGUCGGUCCAGGUGGAGCAGGUGACGGAUGUUCUGCUGCGUAGUGCCCUGGCUUUACGUUUCAGCUCCCUGUCCCCGGAAGACUUACUCGGUCGCUACCUGAACCAGAUACAACUAACCCUACGGAGACUGGCUGGCUGGAGGUGGUCACCAGGCCAACAGGAUCCUCUCCACAUACUCAGCGUGCAGCCAGUGAUGGGGACAUCCGAUGUUGACUUGCUUCUGGCCAUGGAGAGGCCAGAGUCACCUGGCAGCGGCCGCAUGGGUGGCUUCUACUCCCAGCAAGAGCUCUCUGCAAAGCUGGAGGAGGCAGGAACGCGGGGUCAGAUUCGAGGUGUCCUAGCUGGGGCAGUGGUGGUGAGCAGUGCUUGUUCUGGUGAGCUGGAGUGUGGGGACCAGGUGUGUGAAAAGCAACUGGUGAGGGAGGGUGACUCGCCUGUCACCUACAGCACAGAGAGGGUCAGCUUGGUCUCACCAAGGUUCAGCCACAGAGAGAUCUGCACUUGCCCUGGAGCGGCAUGCCCAACCCCUGUGGAGCUUUGUGAAGGUCAGUCUUGCCCAGCAGAUAUGCAGUGUGUGCGUUCCGGUCCUACAGCGCCAUCUGUCUGCCAGUGUCAGCCUGAAAGACUAGACCAGUGUGCAGGUCAAACUUCUCUGAGUUUCUCUGGAAACAGUUACAUCAAGUACAGAGUGACAGAGAAUGGCCAGAGUGGAGAGAUGAGGCUCGGCUUGAGGAUCAGAACACUUCAAAGAAGAGGAGUGAUUAUGUUCACACGUGUUAACCCCUGUACCAUGCUCAAGAUUGAAGGGGGUCGGCUCUGGUUCCAGUUGGACUGCGACAACACCCUUGGCAUUAUGGGUAUCUCUGGCAGACCAAUAAACGAUGGGCUCUGGCAUGCAGUUGCCUUGGAGCUCACUAGGAACUACACACUCCUGUCAUUGGACGACAGCUACGUGGAGCGGCGCCGAGCAGCCCGAGCCCCCAUCCGUCUUUGGCCUCUGGCCCCAGAUUCAUCAUUUUUCUUUGGAGCGCAAGUGAGGCCGCUGAGCGGUCAAGGCGAGAGGCCAAGUCCAGGGCCAGGGCUUGGGGACCGUGGCACAAGGGGCCCUCCGAGAGCCCAGGACGGGUUCCAGGGCUGCCUGGGCUCGCUGAUGCUGAACGGCAAUGAGCUGCCACUCCAGAAUAAGAGGAGCCGUUACGCUGAGAUAGCAGGGCUCAGUGAGGUCAAGCUGGGCUGCGUGCUUUAUCCAGACUCAUGCGUCAGUCAGCCCUGCCUCAACGGAGCCAUCUGCAGCAGCAUGCCCUCUGGAGGAUUCUUAUGCAGUUGCGCUGCUGGAUUCACUGGAGGGCGCUGUGAAACAGAAAUGACAUCCUGCAUGCCAAACCCAUGCCAGAACGGAGGGGACUGUAAGCCCUUAGGCAGUGCAUUCCUCUGUGGCUGUCCUAGAGGACUCGGGGGACUUAUAUGUGAUGAGGAUGUCAAUGAGUGCGACCAGGAAGAGUGCGGAGAUGGAGGCGAGUGUGUCAACACGUAUGGUUCCUUCUAUUGCAACUGUUCAGAAGGAUACGACGGUCAGUUUUGUGGCGAUCAGAUGCCCGAUGAUCCGGGAGAUGACACGCAGGCUGAGCCUCUGUCUUACGUCGGACCGGGAGAGAUAAUUGGCAUCGGGGUCCUUGCCUUUGUCAUCAUUUUCCUCCUCAUACUCUUCGUCGCCUUUAGGAAAAAAAUCAAAUUCAGGAAAGAGUCUGACCCGGCCUCGGGGACCCAGACGGCGAUGGGCAUCUCGGCUAUUUCCACAGAGACCAGCUACAUGCUGCACAAGACUGGCAUGGGUGCCGAGGGGAUUGAGUUCAAGGCAGUGCGCGUGUCGGGUUCACCGGGGGCCACGAGCACCUAUGGGGAGGUGGGGGGCAGCACCGCGGGGCCUCCUCAGGUCAUGGUGCGUCCGACUGCCCACUCCCCUCUACCUGGAGGACUAGGCAACCAGGGAAUGAGGAGCGGAGAUGGUGACAAGACUGUCUCCAGUGAGGCGAGCCAGCUGAGCAGCUUCCUCUCAGACAAGCCCAAUGUCCGAGGCGUGGCCAACAGGAGGGGCAUUGCCGUGUGCAGCGUGGCGCCCAAUCUCCCCUCGGCGUCCGCGCGCCGCCCGGAGCACAGCCCGGCCCACAAGGUGUCCUGGGAAGGCGAAGAGAUGAGGGAGAAGGCACUGGAGAGGGUUCGGGAUGAGAGAGAGGACGAGUGGGGCCAGAGGGCUUUUGAGCUGGAGAGAACGCAGAGAGAUAACAGUCCACAGGAUGAGCCGGAGCCAGUGGACGAGGUGCCCUGCCUCUCAGACUCCAACUCUGAGGAGCACUCCCUGAGUUCCUACACAUCUGAGUCCUUCGAUGACAACGCCUCCAUAGUGACAGUCAUACGUCUAGUCAAUGACGCUGUUGAUAAUAUUGAAAGUGAAGUGUCAAACAUGGACAAAGAACAGCGGCGGAACAGCUCCGCAAUUCGACACCUGCACAGCAAAGAUGAGAUUUGUGUAGAGUUCAUCAAAGAGUACAUUGUGGAUUCAUACCAGUGGGAGUCUUCCUGUCAGACUUCGAGCUGGUUGUCGCCGUCACGCCUGCGUCCUCCGGAGAUCGGAUCCCAUUUGGACCUCAGUGACACCCAGCAGAACAUCAGGCGUGGAGGCAGCACGCGCUCUCUCCAGCUGGACUUCAGAGUGACGGGUUACAGUGCUGACAGGGGCCGCGAGCGGGAACAACAAGAGCCCGGGAGGAGGGCCUUCCAGUGGGAGAGGAAUCAGUCCGGGGACUGGGUGAGAAAGCGUAACCUUGCCAGGGACGAGAAGAGGAGGCACGACGGGGAAGGAAAGGACGCGGGCGUCGGGAGCAGGGACGAAGGGUCGCACCGCGACCACAGGGACCGCCAGCAGCUGCAGGGCCACGACAGAUGCGAGGGCAGCUCCUCGCCCGUUUACGAGGAAUACAGAGAGUCCUGCCACGAUCUGGACCAGAACGACGACGACGCAGAGAGCCAUUAUGACACUUUACCCCCGACGCGGCGAGCAUACGAGGGAUACCCGUCGAGCCCCCCGGGCCUCAACCUGCACCCGGCUCAGCUCCUGCCCCCCCUCAGAGCCUGGGACUUACAGACAGGAGAAUGGAGGGGAUCGGAGGAGGAUCGCGGGGGACUCGGCUCCGGCAGCCUGGCAGGCAACGGGGACGAGCUCGAAAGACUGCUGAACCUGGUGUCGCUCAGAGCCAGGAGAGCCACGCGGAUAAGCAGAGCCUCGACUGGAUCCGAACCCGCAGCAGGCUGGGACGGGUUUAAAUGAGCACACGAGACUGUUCAGAACAAACAAAUUUGCUGUUCCUUUAUAAACUGUCGGGAGGCGUUGAUCCUCUCUGAUUACACUUUAUAUACACAUUAUAACAAUAACACCACUGGUCUACAGCGUAAAAAAAAAAAUAAUAAUUGAACUGGAAUAUUACCAUGCAUACUUUUAUUAUCCUGCAUUAUUACCCCUGUGUAAACAAGCACUAAUCCACCACCAAUCCCCCCGGCUCAUUCAUAAGCAGGAGGAAUAAGAGGAAAUAUAUUUAUUCUCUAGACGCCUUCACCUGCACCGCAUGACAGUUACCGACGAUUGGCUGCGAAUCAACACUUUGGCAUUUAUUAUUUGGAGUCACUGAGGCACGGUAUUUGGAGCCUGCCUGGAAUCUGCUCUUCAGAUGACAGCAAUGUAUGUACAUAUGUUAUCAUGUAUUUCACACGUCAUUUAGUCAACUCAGACGUGUAUUCAUUACUUUUGCUGGCACCCGAGAGAUGCUGUUAAGAUUACCUGGACUUUUUUUUUUUUUUUUUUUUACCUGGGAAUGUUUUACUUAAUUAUUUAAUAGUUAUUUAUUUAAAUAGUUAUUCACUUGUGUGGUUCCUCAUGAGCCCCUAUAAACACACGAGCCAUGGGACUACAGCACUUUUAGGCAACACCGCACAUUUUUGACCCCUCAUUUCUACAGACAGUAUCCGCUCCGCAGUUGUGAAACCUGGUGUGUGGUAGCAGCGCAAUACGCAUUCAUAACAUGACUCACUCGUGCAUUUUGUAUAUAUCGCCGAAGCCGAACUUCCAGCGGCGCCUCUGAUAGAAUUAAGCUCACUUUACACCUGGUGUUAACAUGUCAAAUGAAUUUUUCUGACAUUAUGUGUUGAAAGGCUUAGAGAGCUGCGUGGAAAUGCAACCGUGAAGUACAGAGUCACUCACCCGGGACGUGUGCACAUGGUUGGCUCGCUGAUAAACGCCGCGGCGCUCUCGGUUCAUGCACAAUAGGGGGAGGAGGAGGCGGGGAGGGGGGGGGGGGGGCAAAUGGAAAUAACCUCCAUGUUAAACAACUUUGGAACAAACAGGGCAGAACAAACAGGUGGAAGAUAACCGGGAGUGUUUCAGGAUUAACGUAUUCGUAAUGGCCGUCCAGGACAAAUUGUGGACUCUGGGAUAAGCGGGGCCAGAUGUUUGCUGUCAGAGCUGCAGUUAGGAAUGAAAACACCUGCGCUGACCUGCCUUCAACCCGCGCUUGUCGUACGCUGGAUCAUCUGGUAAAAGUUCCCACAAAAGAAAACUCUCAUUUACAUCUUAAACAUCUUACUAAACAGAAAACAAUACACACAACCCCGGGUCCCCGGGCUCCCGAAGGAUCCACUACCAAGCGCAAAUGCAAAUUAUCUUCGAUCAGACAGUGUGUAAUGGAAAUUCAAGGACACGUUGUUGCACUAAAUGAACUUAUUUAUUGCCACGCGCUAAAAGCCACAAUCCAGCUGACAGUCCUUAACAUGGUCAGAUGAGAUUUACCGUCUCUUAAUGCAUCCACGUCUCGCUAUAUGGCAGCCGCGCGCCCAUUCGUCCUCCUCACCCCUCCGGGCCUGCUGUGUAAGUGGGUUGCUGAAGCGCGCCCCAGCUUGCACCGGGCAGCUGGCACAGGAACGUCUCGGACAGGUCGGGGCUAACACACUGACAAACACAUCCACACCUGUGGGCACUUUAGAGUUUCCAGUUCACCUGGCCUGCAUGGCCUCCGACCGCGUCAACUGGAGGAAACCCACGGGAAUAUUGUGAGACCACGCGAAGUCAGCGGAGAGCGGGUAGCAGCUUCCAGAGGCUGACAUUUUAAAACCCAGAGCCUCAGCGCUAACAAGUGAGACACCUUUGCUGUCAUGUUUUUACACUUUAUUGCCACCCAUUACAGCUGAAUCAUCCUGCAAACUACCUUUCAAACCUAAGUUAUUUCAGGUCGCUGACACGCUGAUGCACAAUGUUUAUGUACUUGCAGCUGAGCGGCUGAACAUUACACGGACCGGAGGAAUAUAUAUAUAUAUAUAUUCCAAUCGCACUUUAUUGGAAAGAAAUUUACAUUUGUCCUAAGGGUGAAUAUGUACCUGGUGUGUUAGCUGUAUCUCAAUCCAGACGACGUGAGAUAAAUAAUCCCCAUAAAAUAUUUAAUCCCAUCAAGUCUGUCUUGUCACGCCUCUUAUGUGUUCUUCUUUCCCUCCCCACUGGAAUCUGGCAGAUUCGUUUAGCGGAGCUUAAAGUCAUCAAUGUCCUGGGAAGGCGUGGGGGCGUAAGAAUGUUUCUGGAAGUGAAUGAAUUGUAUGAUCGGUGAAACAAUGCCAUUUAUUUUGAAAACUGUUCGGGGUUGUUUCAAAAGGCUCCCGCGAUCGUGACUUAGACUGCUCCGGCUGUAGACGCCGUCGACAGCCGAAAGCAGAUUUCAGCGUAAUCUUCCCAUUAUGUCUAGUUGUUUACCUCAGGAACAGAUUUCUUUGCUGACUUGAAUAAAUGUAUCCGGCUUGUUGCGUGUUAGUCUUUGUUCCUUUAGGUUUAUUUCCAUUCUGACCCAGUGCUGUAAUUAAAAUAUGCAGACUGUGCAUCUCUA